Entelurus aequoreus (snake pipefish) is the source of this 1783-nucleotide messenger RNA. Its product is annotated as leukocyte cell-derived chemotaxin 1-like. The transcript has 7 exons. Gene Ontology annotation, biological process: negative regulation of angiogenesis; negative regulation of endothelial cell proliferation. NCBI's taxonomy places the organism in Eukaryota, Metazoa, Chordata, Actinopteri, Syngnathiformes, Syngnathidae. The coding region runs from base 70 to 1017 and encodes 315 amino acids. The record is from RefSeq and is a predicted model, not a curated record.
GAGAGAGAUAGAGAGAGAGAGAGAGUGUGUGCAAGUGGACCUGGGAUCCUCAGGUGUUCGUCUCCAGUCAUGGCCGGGAAUUCAGAGAAAGUACCGAUCGCCUCAGCGGGGCCGGAAGACGUGCAGCAGUUCAUGCCUCCGGCUUACUCUACUUUGGCGGUGAAGCCCGCCGCCACCGGGCGCUUCCUCAAAGCCGGGAUCGCGGUGCUGAUCGCCGGGGCCCUGCUGCUGCUCCUGGGGGCCGUCGGAGCCUUUUACUUCUGGAACAACAAUGAAAAACACGUCUACAAUGUCCACUACAGCAUGAGCAUCAAUGGAAAAGUGGAGGAGGGCACGAUGGAGAUCGACACAGAAAACAACAUGGAGAAGUUCAGCACCGGCAGCGGGGCGGACGAGGCUGUGGAGGUCCACGAUUUUGAGAUUGGAAUCACUGGGAUUCGCUUUUCAGGCAGUGAGAAGUGCUACAUCAAGACCCAGGUGAAAGCUCGCCUGCCCGACGUGGAGACCCUCGACAAGGACUCCAUGACCUUUGACUUGGACGACGAAGUGAUGCCGGCCAGGUUCGAGGACGACCUGGUGUGGGUGGCGGCCGGCGCGCCUCUGUCGGAUUCCGCCUUCCUCAGCAAGAAGAUCAAGGAUUUGUGCGGAGACCUGCCAAUCUUCUGGCUCCGCCCCACCUACUCCACAAGCGGACAAAGGAAGACGGGGGCCGCCUCCCGCCGCCGCCGUCAGGCACGCAGGGAUGAGGUGGAAGAGGACGUGGAGGCAGAGUUCAACCCCGAGAACCCCUAUCAGAAUAACCUCCAGGGGGAAGACACCAUGAACAUCGACCCCAUGUUGGACCACGAGGGCGUUUGCUGCAGGGAGUGCCGCCGCGGCUACACCCACUGCCAGCGGAUCUGCGAGCCGCUGGGAGGGUACCACCCGUGGCCGUACCACUACCGCGGCUGCAGAGUGGCCUGCAGGGUCAUCAUGCCUUGCAACUGGUGGGUGGCGCGCAUUCUGGGCAUCGUCUAGACAGAAAUGACGGCUUUGUUUGGUUCUGCUCUGAGCAGACAUCUGGGCGUAGAGGGAGAAAAUAAAUGUGACGCUGAGAGGAUAGGACAGACUUGUAAACGGCAUUUCACUUUAACAUCUACUUAGCUGUAGGAUAAACACGUAUUUAUGAUGACGUCAUCUGUGCAUUCUCCACUUCCUGUUUGGAUGUACACCACAGGCCACACCUUCUCACUUUAAAUGCGUUUUCCUUAUUUUCAUGACUAUUUACAUUGUAGAUUGCCACUGAAGGCAUCAAAACUACGACACCUUUGAAGUGAAAACCAAUUUCAGGUGACUCUUGAAGCUCAUGCAGAGAAUGCCAAGAGUGUGCAAAGCAGUAAUCGGAGCAAAAGGGUGGCUAUUUUGAAGAAACUCGAACAUAAAACAUGUAUUCAUAUAUAUUCACCUUAUAUGAUUUGUACGUUUUCAGAAUGUGCUUGAUCUAUUUUUAAACAAAGAAAACAAUUUGAAGUUGUCUUUAUUUUUAAGUUAUUGUGCUGUGAUUUUACCAGUCCGGCUCACUUGGGUGUAGAUUUUUCUCCGUGUGGCCCCCGAUCUAAAAUGACUUUGACAGAUUGUCACUGAAGGCAUCACAACUAUGAAUGAACACAUGUGGAGUUAUGUACUUAACAAAAAAAGGUGAAAUAACUGAAAACAUGUUUUCUAUUCUAGUUUCUUCAAAAUAGCCACCCUUUGCUCUCAUAACUUUUUCGCACACUCUUGGCAUUCUCUCGAUCAGCUUCAA